AUGGACCUAGAAGCAACGUUAAGUUGGCAUCUGAGCUGUGGCUCUAGAGACCGAGGCCAUAUAUUUCCACAGUCUACGGCCUUGCGUUCGGGCUUCAUUUUCAUUGAAGAGAGAUCAACGUCAGUCAGUCCGCCCAAUCGACUCCGUCCUAUUGAUGAGAUACACUAUAAGAUUCACCACGAUUAUUUAUACUCCAAGACCGCAAGGGCUCGCCACAAUCCAGAGCCGAUGGCCAAGCGCUUGAUGGAGUAUAUCUGGUUACAGUGGCAGGCUGUACAGCACCUCCGCGCCCGUUCUUCCCUCUCCUUCGCAUAUUCCAGCUUAUUCGACAUCUAA
Molecule: messenger RNA, 336 nt
Organism: Colletotrichum aenigma
Lineage: Eukaryota; Fungi; Ascomycota; Sordariomycetes; Glomerellales; Glomerellaceae
Exons: 2
Coding region: 1-336 (111 amino acids)
Source: RefSeq, a predicted model, not a curated record